AUGUCUUUCGACCCUUCCGCCCUCCCAUCACUCACCAGCAAGGUUUAUCUCGUAACUGGUGGGAACGCGGGGAUUGGGUACCACACAGCCCGGCAGCUCGCCUUGCACGGCGCACGAGUAUAUAUCGGCUCGAGGUCUCUCAGCAAGGCUUCUGACGCUAUCGCCAAGAUAAAAGCCGAAGCCCCCAAUGCCGAUGUCCAUUUCCUCCACAUGGAUCUCAUGGACUUAUCAUCCGUUGUCAAGGCGGCGGAUGAGUUCAAGCAAAAGGAGGACAGGCUAAACGGGUUGGUCAAUAAUGCUGGCAUUAUGGCCACGCCAUUUGCGAAAAGCGAGAAGGACGGAUUUGAAGCCCAGUGGGAGACCAAUUACUUGAGCCAUUGGGUUCUGACUUGGCAUUUGCUAGAUACACUGGCGAAGACGGCCAAAGAAGAAGGCUCGCCUGCUGGGAAUGCCAGGGUGGUUAAUUUGACGAGCAAUGGUCACAAAGCUGCCCCAAAACGUGGCAUCGAUUUUGACGACCUGGACCAGAAAAAUGGCGGAAUCUGGUCCCGAUAUGGCAUGAGCAAACUAGCAAAUAUAUUGCAUGUCAAAAAGCUGAACAAGCUCUAUGGCCCACAGGGCUCAGAGGGUGAGAAGACGGGCAUCUGGACUGCCGCGGUACACCCGGGGUUUGUCGAUACAGAUCUCAAUAAGCAAACGGAUGGGCCUAGUUUUAUACAACCAGCAUUAAAGUGUCUGGGGGUUUACAAGAAACCUGAGGAAGGCGCUUAUACCACACUCUUCGCAGUGGCCGCUUCGGAGUUCAAGCAGAGCAACAGUGGGGAGUAUUUCGAGCCGGUGGCUAAGAAAGGGAAGCCAAGCAAGCACGCUAGCAAUAUGGAGCUUGCUGACCAGCUGUGGGAAUGGACGGUGGUGGAAAUGCGGAAAAGGAAGUUAUUGGAGCAAUAG
Talaromyces rugulosus is the source of this 948-nucleotide messenger RNA. RefSeq lists its product as uncharacterized. The transcript has a single exon. NCBI's taxonomy places the organism in Eukaryota, Fungi, Ascomycota, Eurotiomycetes, Eurotiales, Trichocomaceae. Bases 1 to 948 code for a protein of 315 amino acids. The record is from RefSeq and is a predicted model, not a curated record.